AUUUCUCCCAUUUGGAAAGGAGAAGUGUUUCAGGGUUCACCCUCAAGAGAACCAUUCAAACUAAGUAGGGUAGGGGUUGGUUUGCCUUGGUGUUUUAUAUUGUGAUCAUUCAAUGGUGAAAUAUGUGUAAAUCUUACUUUCAUCUCAACACUCAGUUCUCAACAGGAUCAAUAAUAAGGAGAGUCUCAAGUGUCUACUGACUCCGAUCACGAAUAACCAUGACCUGCCAAACACAGGAGGAUGCAGUGAUCAACCUUAAGUCUGUCCAAGAACUGGCCAAAGACCUGGGCUUUCAAUGGACCAUUGUAGCCUCUGAGCUGGGCUUCAGCAGGACAGAGAUCAGCCACUUCCAUCGAGCCUCACUAGAGAAAAAGGUUCAAGCAAGGAAAAUGCUAGAGAGCUGGUAUGAGAAAUCUUGGAACAAGGUGAACAAAACAAAGAUGCUGCAGGACGCUCUGGAGAGGGCUGGGAGGAAGGAUUUGGCAGAUAAACUACAGUGUCUGCACUGGGGGCACCAGAAACUCAGUCGGCGUGUGGAGCUACCCUCAGCUUUUCCCUUUCUCAUCACCAUACACAAGACCAUUAAUAACCGGGAAGGGUUGCAGAAAAUCAAUCAACUUGGCAAUAAAUAAUAAGGAAAGCCAUUGCCUGUUGUGUUUUUUGGAAUGUGUCCAGUGACAUUAAUUGACUUAAAAUGCUGCACCUAUUGCAUAAAUCUGUA
Molecule: messenger RNA, 721 nt
Organism: Stegostoma tigrinum
Lineage: Eukaryota; Metazoa; Chordata; Chondrichthyes; Orectolobiformes; Stegostomatidae
Exons: 3
Coding region: 219-632 (137 amino acids)
Biological process (GO): signal transduction
Molecular function (GO): protein binding
Source: RefSeq, a predicted model, not a curated record